UUACAUAUUUUAUUUAAAUAUCGGUGAAGUGCCGCCUUUGCUAAAUUGGUGGGGCUGUUUUGCGAUGAGUAAUCCCGUUUCUCGUACAGAGUGACGUCGUGCAGCGGUAGCCGGCGCGCAGCUCGUAGACGUCAGUACGUCACGAGGAGGAGGCACGACAAGACCCCUCCGGCACACCCUAUUCGCGAUCCUACCGCGCCCUUUAUCGAUUGUCGUCUCUAGUCUCGACCACGACUUUAUUUUCAAAAUACAAAAUGGAAACUACAGAUCUCCUCGGAGAUUUUGCCAGCGGCGACGCCGUACCGGCGGGCGAGGCACCUCCGCCUCAGGCUCUCAAACGCGACCAGGACUCCACUGACGACUUUGAACAUCUAGAGCGCGAGGGUAAGCGAGAUGAAUUUGAAUCACCGAGUCACCAGCACGGAACCGCGCGAGCUGCGACACAGAACUUCCUCGACAUGGAGCGCGACGAGUUCGUGGACACGCCGCGCGCUCCGUCCGUCACUGACAAGCUCGCAGACCACAUAGCCGACAAGUUUACAGACAGCGAGUCGGAGGCCGACACAGCAGGCGAGUCGCCGUUGCACCGCCCCGAACCAUCGGUGCAUGUGGACAGUGUGCCCACUCCUGAAGUUCCCAAGCAGGAGCUUCGAGCGCAGCCCGAACCCACGCCGCUGCAAGCUGCGACGCCGGCCGCUACUGCCGCUCCGCCGCCGACCCCAACACCUAUCGUGCAUUCGAGUACCUUGCCGCCGAAGCCUGUGGCACUGCCCGAAACUGACAUUAAGGCUAAAGUUGAACCGGCUACACCAGCUGCUGAGCCCGUGCCCAAGGCCCCGUCACAGCCAGCCGCGCCCAAGGCCCCGUCACAGCCAGCCGCGCCCGUAACUGCAGCGCCUGUACCCGAAAGGAAGCCCGAGGCCGUGCGAGCACCGACUGCACACGUCAUCGAGGCCGAGGUCAUCUUUUGCCAGAUGGGAUUGGAUGCUUGGUUCGACCCUCAAAGACUGCACCCAGAAGUGGAGGCGCUGAUCUACUGGCGGUGCGCGGCGCGUUCGGGUGCCGCGCUGGGCGGUGGGCUUGCGCUGCUGGUGGCGCUGGCCAGCUGCUCCGUGGUGUCUGUGCUGGCGUACGCCGCGCUCCUGGCACUCGCCGCAGCCCUCUCCCUGCGCAUCUACCGCAACGUGCUGCAGGCCGUGCAGAAGACCAACGACGGUCACCCCUUCAAGUGGCUGCUGGAGAAGGACAUCAGCCUACCGGCGGAGCGCGCGCAGGAGCUGGCCGCCGCCGGUACUGCGCAUCUCAACGCCGCUGUGCACGAACUGCGCAGACUAUUCCUGGUUGAGGACCUGGUGGACUCGCUCAAGUUCGGAGUGCUGCUCUGGUGCCUCACCUACGUCGGCGCCUGCUUCAACGGCAUCACGCUCGUCAUACUCGGAUGGAUAGCACUCUUCACGCUGCCGAAGGCGUACGAGAUGAACAAGGCGCAGGUGGACGCCAACCUCGAGCUGGCGCGCGCCAAGAUCAAUGAGAUCUCUGCCAAAGUGCGCGCGGCCGUGCCGCUGGGCAGGAAGGCGGACACGGACAAGGACAAGUAAGCUGUGCGCGGUCCCUGCGGCGCGGCCCGAGCGGCGCGGAGCUGGCCGAGCGCGCUGGAGUACUUUCCCUGUUUGUUAUAUUUAUUAUGUACUAUUAAAGAUACCUUACGUGUAAAGCUUUAUGAGAUGAGUCAUGCGGAGAUUAUUGUAUUUGCUUUUUGAAAUUUUAAAUUAAAAUAACUAUCGAACCGAU
Molecule: messenger RNA, 1791 nt
Organism: Papilio machaon (common yellow swallowtail)
Lineage: Eukaryota; Metazoa; Arthropoda; Insecta; Lepidoptera; Papilionidae
Gene: Rtnl1
Product: reticulon-3
Exons: 7
Coding region: 255-1598 (447 amino acids)
Source: RefSeq, a predicted model, not a curated record